Messenger RNA from Gastrolobium bilobum, 1219 nucleotides. RefSeq names its product OVARIAN TUMOR DOMAIN-containing deubiquitinating enzyme 5. NCBI's taxonomy places the organism in Eukaryota, Viridiplantae, Streptophyta, Magnoliopsida, Fabales, Fabaceae. The record is from RefSeq and is a predicted model, not a curated record. Gene Ontology annotation, biological process: protein deubiquitination. The transcript has 3 exons. The coding region runs from base 124 to 1098 and encodes 324 amino acids. Gene Ontology annotation, molecular function: cysteine-type deubiquitinase activity.
UAAUCCAAGUCCAGGCAAAGCCUUUAAGCUAAAAUCGAAUACAUUAGUAGCUUCGUUAGCGUUACUGUGGGACACGACAACAUUAACAUCUUCAUCUCCGCCAUAGGUACUAGGGUUGCUCCAAUGGAGGAUACCCAAGAAAUUGAGGAGAAGGCACAUGAAAUAGUGAUUUCAGAUGAAACACCUGAAAAGGAGCAAGAAACUCGUGAUGAAAUUCUUUCACGACACAGGAAAGAGAUAUCACAACUGCAGAAAAGGGAAGUUGAAAUGAAAAAGGCAGCAGCUAGAGGUAGCAAGGCUGAGCAGAAAACUAAGAAGAAGCAAGUGGAGGAAGAGGUUUCUCAACUUUCUGCUAAGCUUAAAGAGAAACAUGCCCAAGAACUGGCUGCGUUAGGCUAUAGCAGUGGUAACGGAAGUGAAAAGAACAAUUUGGACAGUUUGGUGAAGGCCAUAGCCGGAGUAUCUGUUACUAGUGAACCUGAACAUAAAAAGGUCAGCAAGGCCAAACAGAGGCGAGACAAAAGAGCACAACAUGAAGCAGAAAGGGAGCAAAGAAUCCAAGCAGAGCAGAGUGACAUUGUAAGUGAUCGUAUGAUUGAAAAUGAGAAAUUGGAAAGGAAGUUGAAGCCUCUUGGCUUGACUGUUUGUGAAAUAAAGCCUGAUGGGCACUGCCUCUAUAGAGCUGUUGAGGAUCAGUUAGCCCUCCUCUCUGGGGGUAAAUCUCCUCAUACAUACCAAGAACUUCGAGAGAUGGUAGCUGCAUACAUGAGAAAGAAUACAACUGAUUUCCUUCCAUUUUUCCUGUCAGAGAAUUUGAUUGAAGGUGAUUCUGAUGAAUCACUUGCUGAGAAGUUUGAAAAUUAUUGUAAAGAAGUGGAGUCCACGGCAAUAUGGGGAGGACAACUAGAGCUUGGUGCCUUGACUCACUGCCUGAAGAAGCAUAUUAUGAUAUUUUCAGGGUCCUUCCCAGACGUGGAGAUGGGGAAGGAGUAUAAAUCCGAUUAUGCUACUGACUCGUCUAGUUCGAGUAUUAUGCUUUCUUAUCAUAAGCAUGCUUUUGGGCUUGGUGAGCAUUAUAAUUCUGUGGUCCCAACAUGAUCACAUUGGCAUAUCAUAGGAUGCUUAUCAUGUCGCCUUGUAGCAUUUUUCUUUACAGCCAAGCAUUUGGCUGAAGGUCUCUUGAAACCGAAAUUGUGAUUUGCGAAUGGCUUUAACUGUA